AUGGUCUCCCUCGCUCUCAUGGCUGUCUAUUCCGCUCCUGGUGUCACUCAGAUUUUCGAACACGAAAUUCCCACUUCCAAUGCCGAACCGCUCGCUGCAAAACAGGCCCACCUUACAGCCCUACAGACCCUCGUCCCACAACUGCAGGACCAAGUCAAUGUCUACCUGACCGCACGCAUGGAGGAAGACAAGGGCAAGAUCUCAGAGAAAGAUGCCAAGGAGGAGGCAAACUACGGCGAAGAAGUGGUGGAAGAGGAUGCAUGA
This is a messenger RNA of Penicillium atrosanguineum, 264 nucleotides long. RefSeq lists its product as uncharacterized. The transcript has a single exon. Bases 1 to 264 code for a protein of 87 amino acids. NCBI's taxonomy places the organism in Eukaryota, Fungi, Ascomycota, Eurotiomycetes, Eurotiales, Aspergillaceae. The record is from RefSeq and is a predicted model, not a curated record.